UAUCUCAAAGUUUUUCAGACGCUCUUUGGAUGAAAUUCAUGCACAAGUGCAUUUAUUUGAACAUUAACAUAUUUACACAUAUGUGAUAAACAGAAGCCUGUCAUGUCACCCAACACUGACUUGGAGAGACUGCCAAAGAGGACGAGUAAAACACAUUGUAAACAGGAGACAGAACAUGGAUGUUCGAAACAUGGAAAUGAUCGAAAAUCAAAUAUGUGCCGAAUUCGAGACAGAGCAUUUAGUAGCAACAUUAAACGGAGCGCUGCUGUCGCCUGGGCUUUGUUUCUAGUCGGAUGGUUAAAAGGAAUUAUAGGUCCAUCAUUUCCGGAGAUACUGUACCUGACAGAAACAUCUCUAGAGAAAGGUUCGGCCUACCUGACAGUUCUAUACACGUGUAAAAUACUAGGCCAUGCCCUUGGAGGCCUAUUGUACGAUAAACUGGACAGAAACUUGUACACUGCGAUGAUGACUGUCCUCAACGCCUUCGUGCUAAUGGUCUUCCCUUGGUGUCGUAUAUACGGAAGUAUGAUUACGAUGUAUGGCCUACAUGGUCUUAUGAUUUCAUCCUUGGAAUUAGGGUUGAUAACAGACAUUGUGAAUUUAUGGGAUGGAGAAGCGCGGCAGACAUACCUUCAAAUUACAAUGUUUAUUUUUUCAAUUGCAACAAUCGCGUCGCCCCUAGCAAUUAUUCCAUUCCUGAUGACGAACUUCACGACUGCUACAGGAAAUAUAUAUAAUGGAGGCGAUUUCCAAAGGAUACAAAAUUUCACUUAUGAUCAUAACAAAACUGGAAAUUCCCAUCUGAUGUAUUUACUAAACACAUCAAAUAUCACCAGUGCAGGCAACCAGACAUUUUCAAAUAUUAGUAUGUCGUCUAGAACUUCCGAUAUGAUUGAACAGCAGUCCAAUCUUUACCUUGGGUUUACAUUAGCUGCCUUUCUGGUCUUGACUGGUGGAGUUCCAUUUGCGUGCUUUUAUUUCUCUCAAAGAUGUUCAAAAAAAUCUUCAUAUGUUCAGAAUGAACCGUCCAGAGAUUCAUUUAUAUUGUCUAAGUCUGAGGAUGAAACCACAAAUGAUGUUGUAUGUAGUUAUGAAGAAGAAACAAAAGUCGAUGAAGAAGUUGCUGUUAUGUUGUGUCCCGAAUCAAGUGAGGUCCACCCAGCCGUAUCGAAGUGUGAUGUUACCAUAGAACCGACAAGGAGAUUACUUUGUACCCAGCCGUCGGUGAUUCUCCUGUUCAUCGUGUCAUGUGUGUUUGGAGCUCUUCACAGUGCUAUGGAAAUAUCUAUGAGCGACAUGCUGCCAGUAUUUUGUCAACAGUUCUUAAAAUGGCCUGCAUCCCAGGCUGCCAUGGCUGUAUCGUUGUUGUAUUUCUUCUUAACAGUAGGCCGGAUAAUAUGUGCAGUCCUAGUAAAGUUAAUAGCCUUGACGAAAGUUAUCGGGAUCUUUGUGGUAUUUAUAAUCCUCGGGAGCGCUGGUUUAUCCGUUAGUGCAAACGUUUAUUCUACGCCAGGAACCUGGGUAUCUAUAGGAGUUAUCGGUCUUGGUGUAUCUGCCUGUUAUCCGUCACAGUUGGGAUGGACAAGCAAGUACCUAAUACCACUGACUGGGAAGCUGACCGCCGUACUCCUGUGUACUAUGUACGUUGGUUCCGUAGUCGCUCCGCCCUUAAUGAGUUACCUGAUGACGAAUUACAGUUACCCGUUCUUCUGUUACGGUAUGAUAGCCAUGGCUGUUAUUACCUUUGUCUGUGUAUUAUUGAUGGCUCUUUAUGUUAGCAAAGUGGAACAAAAUAACAACAUACGUCACCAGGGAUGACGUCUGUAUCAGUAAUCCCGCAAACACAAAAAUACACAAGUAACAGCAAUUUACAAAAAACUAACUUUUUUACUACAAACGAUUAUCAUCAUUCAUUGUCAAACUCUAUCUUAUAAAGUCCAUACUUGAAGGUGCUUAGCAUUUGUCUUUCACAAUCUUUCGUCACUGCUGUGUGCUCCAUAAUUUUAGUCUGUGAUGUUCGCCGAAAUCAAAGAUGACAUGUAUAAAAUCCUAUGAUUGAAGGCAAUGAUUAAAAAUACAUGUAUACAUACAUUUUCUACUACAGGAUAAAUGUUGACACAGGUGAAACAUUUAUAAAGCAAGUUGAUCUCCCAGUCAAUAAAAUCGUUUACUCCAGGAUUUCUCUCUCUGUCUCUAUAAAAUGUUUAGGCCUACUUUAUAUAAAAUGUUUAGGUGUACUUGAUUUCCAGGAUUACUUUUACCGUCUAUAUAAAUGUUUAGGUGUACUCGAUUCCCUGGAUUUCCCUCUCCGUCUAUGUAAAAGUCUAGGUGUACUUGAUUUCCAGGAUUACUUUCACUGUCUUUAUAAUUGUUUAGGUGUACUUGACUCCCGGGAUUACUUUGACCGUCUAUAUAAAUGUUUAGGCCUACUUGAUUUCCAGGAUUCCACUCUCCGUCUAUAUAAAUGUUUAAGUGUAUUUGAUAUCCAAAAUUCCUCUUUCCGUCUAUAAAAAUGUUUAAAAAGGCUUACUUGAUUCCAAUGUUUGACAUUUGUAUUUCUUUUUCAAACUUAAACUGUGUUUAUGUAAUGCCUAUUAGUUAAUGCAGCAAAUUGACAUAAAAAUGACUAAAAUGUCACACUCAGUACCAAAUUGAAUGAAGCAAUAUAUCUGUACAUGUUAUGACGAAAUAUAUACGACAGUGUAUUAUUUCCUUAUACACAGGGUGUGUUUUAUCUAACACCGGUAGAGGACAAGGAUCCCCAUAUUUAAUGUACUUUUUCGCCACAUUGAGAUGAAAAAAAAACAACUGUGGAAGUUUAUUUCCACAUAAAUAUAUGUCAAUAUAAUGGAUCUUACUACUAAACCCUUCUAAAAAUAGCAUUCAAAAAACAAUAAGUCCGUCAAUCAUAUGGUUGUCGCAGUCAUGUUUGCAAACAGGGCUAUUGUCGCCAGGUCUGAAACAACCAUUUCGUAAAGGGCGAGCAGAAUAUUUACACCUUUCAAUAUAGAUUGAGAGUUAAUGACUUAAUCAUUUGAAUAACUUAAGUCAAUGCAUUCUACCUUCAAAUAUCAUAUUGUUUCGUUAGAUUCCUGAAAGUACGUGGAUGUGGUGGUAGAGAAUUGAAAUAUCGUUUUACAAAAGCGGUCUGAUUGCUAUCAUGCAAGUAUUAUAUUUUUAGUAACUAUUUUACAUAUGAUAACGUAUUCAUAACAAUCACAUCUUAUAAUACCAUGAUACUUAAUUGUCUGAGAAAAGCAUCGCAACAAUGCAACCUAGUUAACAAGGAGCUCAGCGCUCGGAAACAGAAUCAGGAACAGUACCAAAGACAGAAUAGACAUUACAUGGUGCCACUUGUGUAGAGAGCGUGUGGUAUGUGGUCUACUCUGCUACUACAUAUUAAUUCAAAGUAUUAUCUAAUGAUUAUAUGUAUGCAAUUUCAUAUCAUUACUCUAGGUGGAAAAUGUGUAUCGCUUUAGUAUUAUGUAACAUGUACACUGUAGAGUGUGAGAUUUUGUGUAAAUGUAUCAUGUAUAUGUAUAUAUGUUUGUUAAAAACCGAUGGACCGAAAGGCCUAAGGUAAUAAAAGAAUUGAAUCGAAUAGCUAGUUAUCAUAAUACUAAUACAUUGGUUAUUUCUGUCAUAACAUGUUCUGACUGAACACAUGUACAUUUCUUUAACUCCAUAUGUUAUAUAAUAAACAUAUGGAUUUUAAAAA
Molecule: messenger RNA, 3718 nt
Organism: Pecten maximus
Lineage: Eukaryota; Metazoa; Mollusca; Bivalvia; Pectinida; Pectinidae
Exons: 3
Coding region: 103-1818 (571 amino acids)
Biological process (GO): transmembrane transport
Source: RefSeq, a predicted model, not a curated record